AUGCAGGCAUAUGAAACGUACGACCGAUUCCUGGAGCUUUGCCGUGACUCCAAUCAAUAUCCCCGAUUACAGCUUAAGAUACAACAACCUCAUGAGGCCCUUUAUGGGGAACAGCAAUGGGAAAGCCUCCAAACGAGGAGCUGCUCUCUAUUUGAUGACGAUUCAUCGAUGAUUACUUUCUGGGAAACCGGAAGACGCAAUACCAUGAGAAGCUUCGUGGGCGCAGACGACUCUAGGUCACCUUUGAGUUGCUCUAUGGACAUGUUCAAACUCGUCUGCUCCUAUCACCAAGUCGACCCCUCCUUCAUGGAGCCAGUCUUUGCUUUUGGCCAGCAAAAUGAGCCUCUUGACCUUUGCUUGGCCCAAUUCAAGGGCAGUGACACGCUUAGCUGUCCCGCUGAGAGCCUCACAGCGCUUCCUAGGCUCGGCCGUUCCGGUCGCGAAAUCCAAAUGUCUUAUCUUCUCCGGUCUGCUGAGUCUUCAGACAGCGGCAAUGGCGUCUGGGACUGGCAAAUUCGUCAAGUCGCAAACUAUCAUUCCUUUGACGUGAAAAGCGGACGGGCCUUCUGGUUUACUAUCAAGGCAGAUGAUGCUUUUGAAGACCGUAUUAAGAAGACAAGUCCACUUCUCAAAAUUCCAGCAAAGACGGAAACCCAAGAUGGAGACGUUUCUCUGUAUCUUCAGGCCUCGUUGGCUACCCAUUUACUCCACUUAUCAUGGUGCGAUGAGAAUUGGCGCCAGUUCAUCAACGAUACUGAGGCAGCAAUCCGACUGAUUGUGAAACCAGCGAGCAAAGCGAUUGUAGAUGAUCUCAUUGACAAAGAGUCUAGCUUCCUGAGCACAUUCCCAAAGCCUUUGAGAGACUCCCGUAACCCAACCAUGUACUCGAAAAGUCAAUCUAGGUCAGCCACGGAUACGAUAGCCACCACGGUCGGUGCUGGUGAUAACAAGACGUCAAUCUUGACCUGGAUGACAAGUGGAACAGCCUCAACACUCAGCUCUUGGCUUAGACAGGAAAAAUCCAGACAGGCUGACCCGGAGAUCGGUGGCCAGAGCCACGCUUGGACAUCAGAGUCGAGACCAUCAUUUCCCCAGCCGGAUACAUGGGAAACCCUCGACCAAUUUCGGUUCAAAGACAUACAAACUCUGCAUAAACACUCCGAAAGCAUACAUCGGGCCUCUCUAGCCCUGGAACUAGACAUUGGCGUUCUUCGCGACAUCUGCAACUUCUACUCCCAAGCCGCUGCAACCGAGUUCCAAGGCGAUGUUCCGUGUGAAGCAGCGAUAAGCGGCUUUAUCAAAGAGGUCCAGUCUAUCAUCAGGAGGUUGGAGACCCGACUGCAGCAAAUGCGCUGCUUGUCCAUCAUCCUAAGUCAAAGUGUACAGUUGUAUGAGCGAUUGCUCCAACAGCGAACAAACCAUAUCGGCAACUGGUUCGCCGAAAUUGCCCACGAGAACACCAAGCAGAUGCAAGUCAUCACAGACAAGACAUCGAAAGAAACGACUUCGAUGCAUGUCAUCACAAUCGCGACCCUCAUUUUUCUACCGGCUACCUUCGUUGCAACUUUCUUCCAGAGUGGAGUGUUGCUUUGGAAAGAAGACGGGGUAGAAGACAUGACGGAACCGUUUGUUUGGAAGCGCGAUAGCUUAAUGCUCUUCUUAAGUUUCUGCGGUCCUCUGACCGCGGCCACAAUUGGCGGCUGGUUAUUCAUGUGUGUACGACUGAGGAAAAAGGCACGACGGAAAGCUUGA
Colletotrichum orchidophilum is the source of this 1752-nucleotide messenger RNA. RefSeq lists its product as uncharacterized. The transcript has 4 exons. The record is from RefSeq and is a predicted model, not a curated record. NCBI's taxonomy places the organism in Eukaryota, Fungi, Ascomycota, Sordariomycetes, Glomerellales, Glomerellaceae. Bases 1 to 1752 code for a protein of 583 amino acids.